Messenger RNA from Centruroides sculpturatus (bark scorpion), 1394 nucleotides. Its product is annotated as eukaryotic translation initiation factor 4 gamma 1-like. The transcript has 10 exons. The record is from RefSeq and is a predicted model, not a curated record. Gene Ontology annotation, molecular function: translation initiation factor activity; mRNA binding; protein binding. Gene Ontology annotation, cellular component: eukaryotic translation initiation factor 4F complex. Bases 213 to 1214 code for a protein of 333 amino acids. Lineage: Eukaryota; Metazoa; Arthropoda; Arachnida; Scorpiones; Buthidae.
CCUUCGAAGCUUUCUCUUUGAAAUUAACGCAUUUAUUUCGUUCUUUUUAAGUUUUAAGUAUUUUUUACGUUUAACUAAACUUAUAUAUUAAAAAAAAUAGUUGUUAAUUAGUUAAUUUCAAAAAUCAAUUGGUUUUUAAUCAGAUAAACUCGUACAUUGAAUCAACGAAAGAUAUUGUAGGUAGAAAGACGAGUAAUUCAAGAGUCACAAUUAUGUUACAAGAUGUAAUUGAACUUAAAGAGCCUUCUGAAGGAACUGGAAGAAGACAGGGUCGACAACGUCGUGAUAAAUGUGGCAAUGCUUCGAAGCCACAUGUUAAAAAGGAAAUUGAUGAUGAUGAUGAUGAUGACAGACAGAAAACUCAAGAAUUAGAGAAGAAACUAAGAGAAAUUUUAAAUAAGUUAACUCCACAAAACUUCCAGACACUAGUAAAACAAGUGAAGCAAUUACCAAUAGAUAAUGAAGAAAGACUGAAAUGUGUCGUUAAUCUUAUUUUAGAGAAGGCAUUUGAUGAUCCAAAUUCUAGUGUUUCUUGUGCAAAUAUGUGUAAACAUAUUGCAAUUUCAAAACUCAAUGUAAAUACUGGCAAUGAGAAAUCUACAAACUUCAAGAAAGCUUUGCUGAGUAAAUGUAAGGCCGAAUUUGAGAAAGAUAAAAACAACGAAAUUAAUUACAAGAAGAGACUUCAGCUGAUUGAAAAUGCAGAAACUGAGGAAAAGAAGAAACAGCUUAGAGAAGAGCUGGAAGAGGAGGAAAGAAAAUCGAAGCAUCGAUCGCUGAGAAACAUAAAAUUUAUUGGAGAACUGUUUCUACUUCAUAUGGUAACUACAUCAAUUAUGCAUGAUUGUCUGAAAAAAUUGCUACUGCGUGGCGACGAACAUUCAUUAGAAUGUUUAUGUCUACUUCUUAAGACAAUUGGAAAGGAACUUGAAACCGAGAAGAAGACAUCUGAUACUAAAAAAUCAAGUUCAUUGUUACAGAUGAACUCGUACAUUGAAUCAAUGAAAGAGAUUGUAGUUAGAAGAACGACUAGUUCAAGAGUCACAAUUAUGUUACAAGAUGUAAUUGAACUUAAAGAGAACAAUUGGGUUCGACAAAGCGACGAGAAUAAUCAAAAAACAACUGAUCAGAUUCAUCUCGAAGGGAAUGCACAGGGAAGCACAAGAGCAGCAACGGUUACUGCAACGAACUGUCUUCCAGAAGAGAAGCUUUGAGGAUCGUAAAGUGAAUAGAAAAGGUAGAAGAAUUGGCAAAUUAUCAAGAUGACAAAUGGAACAUGCAGUCCAGUAAGACUAAAGAAAUUAUGGAUCCAAGCAAAUUAAAAGUUCUGAAGUCGAUAUGUCUUUUGAAUACGAUCGUUUUCUUGCAUUAAAUUUUUAUAUAAGAAAAAAAAA